GCACGUUUCGCAGGGGACCGCUGGCGUCUUCAUCCCCUCGAGAUUGCUAAUUCACACACACGCGAGGUGGAGGUGGUGGCCCUGUCGAUCAACCGAGCGCCAGUAGGGACAGGACAGGGCAGGGGGAGGAAUCUUUUCAAGCGCUACCAUGUCCCGGUCCGCCCCUGGGCGGUGCUAAGCACCAGCCCCAGGCGGAGGCGGUGUAGCUCAGAAGGCUCAGGUGUGUCCUCGGAAGCGGUAGAGUGAGGGCACUUUGGCCGGCCGCCGCGUACCUAGCUCGAGCUAUGCUGCCCGCUGCUGUCCGAAGAUGGCUGCAUAGACCCAAGCGUUCCGACCCCAGAUUACUAUCACAGUUUUUCUAUGCUGAUGAGCGAGUGACUCAAGUGGUAACGGAGAUCAACUGCCUGGAUGUAGAGACAGAUCCUCAACAAUACCUGGUACUACUAAAUCAAUUGCACCUUAGUCAGGCUGAACUGCUGGCCAUCAUAGAGCGGAUCAUGGACGAGUGCAUCCCUAAGGAACGUCAUGGCCGUGACUACGUCAUCAAAUUCCCUGAAGAUCUUCUGGUGGACAAUCUUCGGAACCACAUGCUGUUUGCUGCUGAGUGUCUGAUGGCACGCACCUAUAUUGAUGUGGAUGAGGCAGAUGGGGUACGGCUGCGACCUCUGGCCAAGGAUCUGCUGUGUAGCUUAGAGCUGGUGCGAACGGUACUCCGGGAACAAAGCCUGAAACAACCUGGACCCUAUUCAGAGCCUAUCUGCAGGGCAUUGAUCCGCUUUGAUAUGCUCUUUGCUGAGUUUGAGCUGAGCUAUGUAUCAUCUUUAGUUUCUGUGAAGUCACCUGAAGAGAUCUAUAGGCAGCAGGAGAUUGUUGUGCUCUUUUGUGAAACUGUGGCCAGAGCUCUGAAACUUGGCUACUUGACUCAGGAGAUGAUUGAUGGGUAUGAGCCGCAGCUAAUGUUCACCAUUCCCCGCUUGGCCAUUAUUAGUGGUCUUCUGAUCUACCCUGAUGGACCCCUCAAUUUGGAGCGGAGACCCGAGGAGAUAUCCCGAGUCUUUAGCCCGUUCUACGUCUUGCUUAGAAAAAUUAGGGAGUUGUUACGUGUGCUGUCCAAGGAAGAGCUUUACAUGUUGGAGAAACGCGUGCUGAAUGAGAGCACUACAGAUUUGCCGCCCUUUAGGAAUAUAGAUUCUCCUGAUUUCCAGGGUGCUGCAACUCCACAUGGCUUCCUGUCCGUCCCAAGUAGGCAUCUUGGGCAAGAGUCUAGUAGCACCCAGGUAGGAGUGAUCACACAAGUUCCACAGAGCACUCGUUGGGUGGAAUUGCGAGCCCGUUAUGGCAAUACAGAAGACAUGAUCCAUACAUUGUUUGUCUGUAUCUCUGGAGUGGCAGACCAGCUCCAAACCAACUUUGCAGGUGACUUGCGUGCUAUCCUGAAGACUGUAUUUAAAAUUGUGACAUCCCGGAUGGAGGAACAUGAGGUCACAGACACUGGCCAGAUGGGGCUCUGUGUGGCACCAGCAACUUCUCGCCUGGCAGAUUGUGCUCUCUGCUCCAAUACCAGGGGAGGCACUGGGAGAGAAGAUGAUUUGGUACCACCAGACUGGGUGCCAGACAGCACUUGCAGCCAUUGUAUGGCUUGCCAUGUGCCUUUCACCUUUCUUCGUCGACGGCACCACUGCAGAAGUUGUGGAAAGAUCUUCUGCUCUCGCUGCUCAUCACACUUGGCACCUCUGCCCCACUUCAGGCAACUGAAGCCAGUUCGCGUGUGUACGCACUGCUACACCACCCACUUGCCUUCCACUAGCAAAACUACCAGUUGCUUGUGAUUGGAACUUCAUCAAACACCUUCUGUGCCUGAGGAAAUGCCAAAUACUGGAAGAUAGCAACAGCCUGUGCCACCAGCAGAGGAAUGUGGGAGCAACCACACUUAUUAGGAUGCUCUUGGGUGCUCUCCUAAGGACUUCUGAUGGUCAGGGUUGGGGGGAGAGACGGGAACUCCAGGAUUAUAUAGAUGGGGAUCAACUCUUCACUGUUUACUAUAAAGAACUCCCAGUGGGACUCAUUGCUGAAGCUAGAAAUCACUACAGAAGAUGUUUCGGUAAAUUCUUGUAAAUGCCAGUAAAAACAUGUUUUCCCCAUUACUCUCUCCUUUGAUAGAGUAAAUUGUGGCCCAUGUAGGGAUUGCCUGGUGCUGGUUGCCUGGCUUCCGGGGUUGAUAAUCAUUUGUUGUAUGGAUUUUUGACAAAUCUCUGAAGUUGCAUUACCAGAUUUGGAUGUAUGUGCAAUAAGGGCUUUGUGGAGCCUUUCACUGGAACUGAAAGGCAGGAUCUUGAGUCCAACAACAACCUUGUGGAGAAUAGCCAAGACUUUUGCCCACCAGCUUCUGAUACAGCGAAGGGCUUCAUGAAUCUUCAAAUGCAAUGUAUUUUUCUGUAAAACUUUCCUGUCACACUAUUGUGUGGAUGAUGCUUUGGAAAUCUCUCUGGGAGACUUAUAGCUCCUUUUUGAAACCAGUCUGAGCUGGUUAUUCUCCUGAAUACUUGAAUAAAUGCUGCCUGUUACUGUU
Messenger RNA from Rhineura floridana, 2569 nucleotides. RefSeq names its product zinc finger FYVE-type containing 28 (gene ZFYVE28). The transcript has 13 exons. The coding region runs from base 285 to 1829 and encodes 514 amino acids. Gene Ontology annotation, molecular function: metal ion binding. The record is from RefSeq and is a predicted model, not a curated record. Gene Ontology annotation, cellular component: early endosome membrane. Lineage: Eukaryota; Metazoa; Chordata; Lepidosauria; Squamata; Rhineuridae. Gene Ontology annotation, biological process: negative regulation of epidermal growth factor-activated receptor activity.